AUGUCUGAACCCACGAGCGCAAAUACCCCGAAGCCUAGCAGUAGCGUCAAGCUGGUGCUUCUUGGAGAAGCGGCUGUCGGGAAGUCAUCGCUGGUUCUUCGAUUUGUCAACAAUGACUUCCAGGAGAACAAAGAACCGACCAUAGGAGCUGCCUUCCUUACCCAGAAAUGUUCCCUCCCCACCCGCACGAUCAAGUUCGAAAUCUGGGAUACCGCCGGUCAAGAGCGAUUCGCCUCGCUGGCGCCUAUGUACUACCGUAACGCACAAGCGGCGCUUGUUGUCUACGACGUGACUAAGCCUUCAUCGCUUACCAAGGCCAAACACUGGGUCGCCGAACUCCAGCGCCAAGCUAGCCCCGGAAUCGUCAUCGCCCUUGUCGGUAACAAGCUCGACCUUACAAAUGACGGCAGCAACGAGGCCGCUGGCGAGUCGACUUCUACCGAAGGUGGUGAGGAUGAAGCGACUAACGACGCUGGCAACGAGAACCAGGCCGAGGAGGCUACCCCCGGUGAUGCCCGCAAAGUGUCGACUCAGGAGGCCAAUGCUUAUGCGGAGGAAGAAAGUCUGCUGUUUUUCGAAACCAGUGCUAAGACCGGUGUCAAUGUGGCUGAUGUUUUCACGGCGAUCGCCAAUGCGAUUCCGGAGAGUAGCCUGAAGACUGGACGGGGUGCUGGUACUGGUCAGACUACCUUGGGUGGCGGACGUCCGGCGGAAGACACGAGAGUGAACCUGGGUGAACGAGCCACUGCGACGCCCAAAGAAGGCUGCGCGUGCUAA
Molecule: messenger RNA, 777 nt
Organism: Aspergillus chevalieri
Lineage: Eukaryota; Fungi; Ascomycota; Eurotiomycetes; Eurotiales; Aspergillaceae
Product: Rab family GTPase
Exons: 3
Coding region: 1-777 (258 amino acids)
Molecular function (GO): GTP binding; GTPase activity
Source: RefSeq, a predicted model, not a curated record